This is a messenger RNA of Lolium perenne, 1961 nucleotides long. RefSeq names its product probable F-box protein At4g22165. Gene Ontology annotation, molecular function: protein binding. Lineage: Eukaryota; Viridiplantae; Streptophyta; Magnoliopsida; Poales; Poaceae. The record is from RefSeq and is a predicted model, not a curated record.
CCGCUGGUUAGUUUGUUCUGCCUGUCCAACUAGUCGGAUUUGAAGUUCGAAAUCUCUCCGGACUCUCUACUGGCUACUGUGCAUCAAAUUCAGGUGUUGCCUUGUCGGUCAUGGAUUGGGACUCAUAUCCUACUCGGAUUAUUAGAGUUGGUUCAGCGGCCCUAUAAGUGCUGCCCUGCCCCCUCGGUUGAAUUAAGUGUUGCUUGGUAGCGCGAGAAGCAAUCCGUAUCUAGACUUAGGGCAUCGGUUGUGCAAUUGCCCCAAUGGAGGCGUGUAGUGUCGCCAGGAUAAUGAGCUUAGGGCAUCUGGACUUGACAAUUUUGCAUAAGCUGCUGGCUCUUUCUCCCGGUUCACACAUGAAAUUCAGAAUAGACCCGCCGCUCGUGGAGACCGAGACCGAGACCGAGACCGUGGUGCAAGAUUCUCACAGGAAGUUCAGAAAAGACCCGCCGCUGAUGGAGGCCGAGACCGUGGUACCAAAUUCGUACAGGAAGUUCAGAAAAGAACCGCCGCUGAUGGAGACCAGGACGCUCGUGCAAAUUUCGGACAGGAAAUUCAGAGAAGACCCAUCGCUGAUGGAAGCCGAGACCAUGGUACAAAAUUCGCCGGAGCUGCCGCUGGAUGUAUUAAUAGAUAUCUUUGCCCAACUAGAGAUCCCUGACUUCAUACGCGCUGGCUCUGUCUGCUCCGCCUGGCGCUCCGCGUAUACCAUCCUACACAGCCAGAUUGAGCAGUACAAACGGCGCCAGACACCUUGCCUCCUCUACACCUCUGAGUCUGUUGCUGACAACGUAGCUUGUCUCUACAGCCUCGCAGAAAAAAGGGUCUACAAUAUUACCCUUCCGGAUCCACCCAUCCGUAGUAGGUAUCUGAUUGGGUCCUCCCAUGGCUGGUUAGUUACCGCCGAUGACAAGUCCGAGCUUCAUCUUCUUAAUCCGAUAACUGGCCAACAGAUAGCUCUCCCGCCCGUGAUCACCAUUGAGCAUGUAAAGCCGAUCUUAGACGAUGCCGGUGCAAUUAGUAAAUAUGAGUUGUGGGAUGACUUGGAUGUGGAAAUCCAUGAUCUGGACAAGCUCCGUGACUGCCUCUACUUCCGGGCAUUUGUGUUUCCUGAUCCAUCUACGGGAAGCUACAUUGUGGUUUUAAUCAUCUUUCCAUACCGCCAGCUUUUGUUUGCAAGGGUAGGUGAUUGUAAGUGGACCUUGCUGCCACCAGGUGAGGACUAUGAACAAUGCAUCCACAUGGAUGGUCUAUUGUAUGCGUUCACAAGAACCGGGCAAAUCGAUGCUUUUGAUCUCACUGGUCCUACCUUCACGAGGAAUGUUAUUGCAGACGAGAUGGAGAAUCACAUCAGUGGGAUGGAUGGGUUGAUGUAUGUUGUUCAGGCCCCAUGUGGUGAUCUAUUGCAAGUUUGCAGGGGUGCUGAAGUCACAGAAGAUAUCCUGGUAGAGACUGACAAAAUAAUGGUAUAUAAAGCUGAUAUGUCAGCAAAAAAGCUUGUGAAAAUGAACGGCUUGCAUGAUCAUGUGUUGUUUCUUGGCCGUAGUCAGUCACAGUGCCUUAGUGCUGAACAAUAUCCGCAGCUGAAGACAAAUUGUGUUUAUUUCACUGAUGACGAUACAUAUAUUUCGAGGUAUAAGAAUGAUCGCCGGGAUAUUGGUAUUCUCAACUUAGAAAAUGGUGGCAGGGAAGAAAUUGCAUCCAAGCUUUGGUGCAACUGGCCAAAUCCCAUAUGGAUAACACCCAAUAUCACAAGGAUGAACAUGGGGGUGUACAAAUAGUUAAUGUACUGUAUUUAUUUGAGUAUCUACCUUCUCGAAUGCUAUUAGAGAAUGUCCAAUAGGACCAUGUCGACAAAAUUUUCUAAUUUGGGGGGCAACUGCUAUGACACAGAGGCGUGUUCUGUUUCUCUGUUCUUCAUAUACCUGGUCUCUUAUAUUUUAUAAAAGGCUUUUAUUUUC